Molecule: messenger RNA, 405 nt
Organism: Parastagonospora nodorum SN15
Lineage: Eukaryota; Fungi; Ascomycota; Dothideomycetes; Pleosporales; Phaeosphaeriaceae
Exons: 1
Coding region: 1-405 (134 amino acids)
Source: RefSeq, a predicted model, not a curated record
AUGGGCAAUGGUGGCCCGACGGGAGGUGUAAGAAGGGUUGAUUGUAUCCGCUUCCGCAUCGGGGGCGACGGCUACGAAAGCCCCAUUGAUGAAGACGAUGAAGACGCCGAUGGCAUGCAUGAGAGUAGUGCGGUCAAGGAAACGUUCGAUGUGUCUUUUGCUGUAUCCUUUGGGUCGUUGUCUGGCGAGUGGGUCGCGAAAGGCCUCGAAGCCAUCGCAGAUGACAUCAACACCGAACGCAAUCCUGCAAGCGGCAGUAGAACGUCUGAGCUGGAGCGACAGGAACACAGCCAGAUCACAUCCACUGCAUGGAAGUCCAAAUUUGUAGAGGCACAGAGGAAGCUGUGGGAGACUCAAGAAGAGGUGAAAAGCUUGAAAGACAAGAUCCUUGAAGCUAUAUUGUAA